This is a messenger RNA of Liolophura sinensis, 2165 nucleotides long. Its product is annotated as prostaglandin reductase 3-like. NCBI's taxonomy places the organism in Eukaryota, Metazoa, Mollusca, Polyplacophora, Chitonida, Chitonidae. The transcript is spliced from 13 exons. The record is from RefSeq and is a predicted model, not a curated record. Gene Ontology annotation, molecular function: 15-oxoprostaglandin 13-reductase [NAD(P)+] activity. Gene Ontology annotation, cellular component: mitochondrion. The coding region runs from base 94 to 1287 and encodes 397 amino acids.
AAUAGGUCACAUCGAGAUAGGAGCCGCUUGAUCUUUGGUUCAAGACGUGGGGAACAUUUCAAGCAGUUAUUUCAGCAGAUCAGCUCACCAAACAUGGCAUCAAAGCUGCCACAGACUUUCCACAAGUUGGUCGCUACAAAACUGACUCCAAAAUUCAGAGAAGCGGUCCAGAUCAAAGAGGUCCCAAUGCCAACACCAGGGCCGCAUGAAGUGCUCAUUAAGAACAGGUUUGUGGGAGUGAAUGCUUCUGACAUAAACUAUACAGCUGGACGAUAUGAUCCGGAUAUCAAACCUCCAUUUGAUGUAGGAUUUGAGGGUGUAGGUGAGGUAGUGGCUGCUGGGGACAAAGCCAAGGUCAGAGUGGGGCAGGCUGUGGGCUACAUGUCCUAUGGAGCAUUUUCAGAAUACAAGCUGGUUAGAGCUGGCACAGUGGUGCCUCUUCCGUCCGUAAGCAAGGCCUUCAUACCCCUGAUCGUCAGCGGUACAACGGCAGCCAUCAGUCUUGACAAGGUUGGUGAAAUCAAGAAUGGAGAAACAGUUAUGGUGACGGCUGCUGCUGGGGGCACAGGACAAUUUGCAGUCCAGUGGGCAAAACAAGCCGGCUGUCAUGUGAUAGGGACUUGUUCAAGUGAAGAUAAAGUGCAGUUUCUCAAGAGCCUGGGAUGUGACAGACCUAUCAAUUAUAAAACAGAGAGCGUCAAGGAUGUUUUGAGAAAGGAAUACCCGGAUGGCUUGGAUGUGGUCUAUGAAUCUAUUGGUGGUGAAAUGUUUACAACUUGUAUAAAGAAUUUAGCAAAGAGAGGUCGCCUAAUCAUCAUUGGACUGAUAACUUCAUAUGAGAGUCAUAGCAAAGGACUCCGCUCGACAAGUAGCCUGGCUGAUCUAGAGUCUAUCCCAUCAAUAUUGCUGAGCAAGUCUGCCAGGAUGUCAGGGUUCUUCCUGCUAGACUAUGGAAAAGAUUUAAUCCCUUAUUGCAAGAAGUUGGCUGAGCUGUGCGGGACAGGCCAGUUACAGAGUAACACAGAUCAGGGGGAAACAUCACCAGGAGGACCUCUGAGGGGGGGUAGAGGACUGUAUCAGAGGGGUGGAGUAUUUAUACAGUGGAAAAAGCCAUGGAAAGGUGGUUGUGGAGCUGAAUGCUCUGGAAAGCAAACUCUGAGACAACAGAUUUCUCCUAGAACAAUAAAUGCAGUUUUAAUUAAAUUUAUAAUCAUUAAAACUCAGGGAGUCAAAAUUUCUGUCAGUAUGAUGCAGAUGAUGAUAACUUUAUAUGUUCACGGUAAGUGAAAAGGCUUUAUCACAUUGCUAUUUUAUUAUACAGAUGUAGCAUAUGUGUCAUGUUGGUGUGUGUAUGGUCUCUUGACCAAUGGGAUCAGUGUUCAGAUUCAGCUUCUUCAUGAUUGGUUAGAGCUUUAUAUCCAAGAUGUUAGGGGGCCUUCGUGGCUCAGUGGAUUAGCGUGCUAGCCCAGCAUAAUGACCCAGGAGUGUCUCUCUACAAUGCGGUCCAAAUCAUGCUGGCUUCCCAUAAAUGGGAAGGUCUGACAGCAACCUGUGGAUGGUCGUGGGUUUCAUUCAGUUUCCUCCUACCAUAAUGCUGGCCGCCGUUGUAUGAGUGAAAUAUUCUUGAAUAUGGCGUAAAACACUGAUGAAACAAAUCAAUAAAUAAAUAUCCAAGAUAUUUGUCAUAUUCCUAUAUAACCUAGUCUAGUAGAUCCCUCAGUGCUCUCAUACCUCUUUUGACCAUGCUUAAACAUCACUCAUAGGAACUCUGUGUUCAGUACCUAGACUGGUUGUGUCUACAAAAGUAUAUACGGACCCUAGCCCCGAGUAAAUGUUAUCAAAAUAUUAUCUUUGGUAGUGAAACUUUCAAUUUUUCACUAGGAUAUUAUCCUAUCUUCCAAACAAACCUAUAAACACAAUAAAAAUCAUAAAACUCUGAGAAUCAGGCAAAGUGUGCAACUUGAGUCAUUUACCGUACUUCCAUUUUUGAUCCUUUGGUAACAAUUGGCAUGCUGAUGCAGUGAGGUAGCACUAUACAUGUACAUGUACGGCAUGCCAACAUUGAGAGUAGCCUGCUACAAGGAGACCUCUUUAGCAUACAGCUGAAAUAAGGUAGCCGUUCCGCUGGCUGCCGUGGUAUAAGUGAUAUAUUGAGUAAAGCAUAA